This is a messenger RNA of Ilex paraguariensis (yerba mate), 381 nucleotides long. The record is from the annotation of a GenBank genome assembly. NCBI's taxonomy places the organism in Eukaryota, Viridiplantae, Streptophyta, Magnoliopsida, Aquifoliales, Aquifoliaceae.
AACUUGUGAAAUCUGUGGGGCCACUGCACGCAAUGUUGCUGGAGAGCAGACAGAUGAGGCAAACAAUGCUACAGGAGCAGCUUCACCAUCACCGCCUGUGAUUCUCACUGAUACCCGAAGUGCCUGUCAAGGCCGCCGCAUCAUGAAUUUCCUUCUUGCUUGCAUGAUUUUUGCCUUUGUCAUUUCUUGGCUCUUUCACUUCAAUAUUUUACCAUGAAUCCCCUGAGAGUGCUGUGCUUUUUUUUUUUUUUUGUGUCUUUGAUUUGAGUGAUAAGGAACAACUUCUGUUCUCGUCUCUAUUGAUAUGCUGUCUUAAACUACAUGAAGAAUCUGAGGCCAUUGUAAUACAUGGCAUUUUAAAUAGUCAUAAUUAUUGGCUCA